Molecule: messenger RNA, 384 nt
Organism: Penicillium egyptiacum
Lineage: Eukaryota; Fungi; Ascomycota; Eurotiomycetes; Eurotiales; Aspergillaceae
Source: the annotation of a GenBank genome assembly
AUGAGCAAGGGUACAAUGUCAUUGUGGCACAUUGUUAACCCGCUGCGACCGGACAGCCUUUUCCGCGUCAUGUCGGCGACCUUUGCUCACAUGCAUUUACUAUUAGCAGAGGGAGGCAUUUGUGAUAUACCAAGGGCCUUAGCCACCGUGUGUAGCCUAAAAUACUCAUCUACCGCGGAAACUAAUCCGUAUUUCCAUGCCGCCCACGCUGUAUCCCAGAUCCUGGGCCUCCCGGAUAGCGAGAUCACAACAGGUCAACCUCAACUCUUCAUGCGGAGUAUCCAUGGGCCUUUUGAAGACUUGCUCUGGAAAAAGGACCCUACAGCGCUAUUAUUGCUCUAUCUAUGGUACCGCAAAGCAAGUCGCAGUAUAUGGGUGGAUUGA